UUCACAAUGAAUUAUGUGCAAAUUUAUGUAAUACAGGGAGUUAGAAGUGCCGUGCUUUUGCUCAAAUUUGAACUUUAAUAAUGUUCAUUUUACCUUUCUAUUACAGACACCCCCUUCUCUUCACGGUUCAAAGUUUAUAUUUUAAAUAAUAUUAGAUUUGGAUUAUUAAUAUACUUAUCAAGGCAGUUACGUUGACCGAUACGUCCGCUGUUCAAUACAUCCUUUGACUGGUUACAAAUAACGUGACUCAGUGUUUCUCCUUCCUUUGCCUCCCUAUAGCACUUCUUGGUAUUUUUUUAGGAUGGGGAAUUUACCACCAAUUUAAGCCUUGAAGAUAUCUGCAUUGUUUUGGUCUUGAAGCUUCUCCAAGUGAAACUGAUUUCAUAGAUUGUUUUAGUGGCAUUUCACCUUCAGUUUCAAUCAGAUUCACUAAAAUAAGGUUAUAGUUGUUGCCUACGUUGGCACCUGGGUAUGACCUCAUUUUGGCCUUCUUGAUGGUGGAUUUGAAAUGCCUUUGCAAUAGGGUGAAGCUGGUUUGGUUGUGGACCAAAUGAUUUGGAGAGAGUCAAGUCGCCAUUUUGGAUUCCUUAUUGGGAUGGACUGUAUCAAGGUCUUGAACGGUCUCAGCCCAGACUGACGUCAAAUACAAACAACAGCAAGCAGGUCAUGAAAAAGAAGCAGACACAAUCACGGGAUUUGCUAGCCCGACAGAGAGUUGAAGAAUUUUCUCAAAUCAGUAGCACAGACUUGCCGCCAUCUCAAAGACUUUCACAAAAUGCAAAACCAGAAUCUCACAGGAAAACAGAUGACCUACAGAAACUAAAUUCUGUGAAGUCAGAAAAACAAGGGACAGGCUCAGAAAUGCACACUAAUUCUGAUCAGAUGCAGGACUCAAAUGUUUGUAUUAGUGAUGUGCAUACCAGAGUUUCUAUAAAAGAAAAUGGCAUGGAUAAUAAUGGCAUUGUGGUAGAUGAUGUGAAAGAGCUAGAUGAGCAGGAGGCACUCAGGAUAGAAUUUAGUCGCGUGGAACAGUUCAGGCAACAACAGAAAAAAAUGGAAGAAGAAAACAAACAACGCCGCCAAAUGCUUGCUGAAGCAAUCAAGCAGAGAAGCAAAAUGGCCAAAGCUGAGGCUGAAAAGCUUGUUAAAGUGCAGAAGGAGUUAAACCACCUAGACAACCUGGUAACUGCUGAUGUGUCCAUCAUUCGAGAUCGCAUUGAGAUGGCCAGCAUAGAUUUCCUUCAAGCACAGAAACGAUAUGAGCGAGCAGAGAAAGAGUUUGUGGCAGCAAAACUGAUAUUAGCAGAAAAAAGUGAGCUGAAAGAGUCCCUGACAGAGCAUCUGUACACAAUCAUUCAGCAGAACGAGAUACGGAAAGCUGCUCGCCUUGCUGAACUCAUGAAAGAGCUUGGUUUGGAAGGUGAUAGCAGCCUGGAAAUGGCCCCCAUUCCCCCACUUCUGUCAUUCUCUCCUAUCAACACUCUCCACCGACCAUGCACCACUCCCACAAGUCCUCUCUCACCUGGCCCUUAUGAAGCCCAGAGCCAGCUUAUAGCUUCUUCAGAACAAAUCAGUGGUGCUUCCAACAUUUCACAGCUCCAAGAAAAUAAUGUUCAGACUGAGAAUGCAGUGAAUGUGUCUGGGACAGAAGCUGGUGACUGUGUGGCACCAUCCUGCACAAAGACCCAAGAGACAGAGCCACUGGCAAUGGGUGAAGGGGAGAAUAUGAAUGCAGCACUUGAAUCACAGGAUGGUGGAGCAGAGACAAGCAAACUAAUGUCAUGAUUAAUGCAAGAUGUACAUGUGCACAUCUUUAUCCAUGUGUAUGUCCAAAUGCAUGUACCAGUCCAAAUUUAUUAAUGCAAAGAAUAGAAAUAUUCUUUUAAAUUUUUCUCCACAACAGUACCUGAAUGAAGUUAUAUACAGCAAUGAUAAAGGUUUUUAUGAAAUGUAACAGACAGGUAAAUCAUUUAAUGGCACAAUUUUAUUUUUCCUACAAGUUGAAGAGUGCAGAGAGACCCAUUGUAGACUAGGACAGACUUAGUACUAGCUGUCACCAUUAGUUAUAUGCACAUAUUUUCACAAAUGGAUUUAAAUUCACAUAGUAUUUAGUCAUGGUUGUAUACAUUUCUAAUAGAUCUGUUAAAUAUUGAUAAUAGGAAAAUUAAACCUUUUACUAUACUCAAGAAAAAUAUAUAUGUACUCACUUGUAGCUUUCAGCCAUGUGUGCUCCCUUCAACAACAAAAACUGUGGAGUAUUGAUUGUCUCAACAAAAUCAUAGGGUCUAUUGCAUAAUGUGCACACAUAUUUAAUUACUUUUUACCUUCUAAUCAGAACUAGCAUAUUGGGAUGGUGUAUUAGUGGUACAUUCUAAUAAGUUCAUGUAGACAGUCUUUCAGGUCACUUUAGGAAUUAUGCCAGUAAAUAGUAAUUAAGAAAAAAAAAUUGUUUUUGGUGCUUGAAACUGCUAACUGCACCUGUUACCUGGACUGACAGCCAUAUUUCAAUAUCACAUCACCAAUUUGAAAUGUUCACAGCAAAUAAUUUUAAAUGAAUAAUUAACAUUUUCCAAUACUCAUCAUUUAGUCAAGCAUGUGUUGAAAAGGGCUAUGCAUGGCAAUAUGUUGAUGUAAUUUGGGUCAGGGUGGACCCAAGACGCUACAGAAAGCAGCGCACAUGUCAAAAACAGGUCACCUUGGAACAUGCCACUAAUAAAGCAGUCUAUUGGCAUCUGGUAUCAAAAGCAUGAUAAUAUUAACACAUUACAUCAACACAAUGUUACUUAUGUUUGUUUAAAUAUAAUAAGUCUUCCAGUGACUGGUUGAUAAAACUAACUGCCAAUAGUUUUAUCUGGGGGUCUGAAGACCCCCUAACAUUUUGAAUUUGGGUGGGGGGGUCUUGUUUGUUAUGGAGGAGAAACGCUAGUUAACUCUCCAGUUUGGCUCCCUUAAUUAGAUUAUAGCACUGCUGGAGGAAAAAAACUAUAUUUUUAUGACCAUGUCUUUCAGGCAAUUUUGUUUUGAUGAGAUGAAGAAAUUUUUUAGUGGGAAAUGUAUCCAUUACAAGAACAUUUAUCAAGAUUUCCGUCCAUUAUGAUAUGCAACAUGUUCUUUUAAGUUGUGCUUUUAUUUGUUAGUAGUUGGUAUGACUGUCACACAGUGAACAUCUGUUUGUUCCACUGGUUGUUUCCAUUUCAUACUCAUGAAUAAUCCCUUAUGACAAGCAACUCAUGGUAUAUUUGACUUAGUUAUUUGUUGGUCAUUAGAGAUAUGCCAUGGUCUCAUACUGGAUGCAUCGAACCUUUCAUGCCAUAUCUCACACUUAUUAUCCAUAAAACACAAUUUUCAACUGUUGCUAUGUGCAUCCCUUGGCCAGUCACUGCUUGUUUUCUUCACGUGCACUGUUGACACACUAACACACGCAUACCAAUCAUCCAUUGUUCCAUUCCCACCUAUCUACUGGAUUUAGAUGUGGGUCUGCUAACAUUGUUCUUAUUCCUUCUGAACUUUUCAAGGUUAGGUGAUUGAGGUGACUCCUUUGAGUUGAAUGACUUUCUGUAGUCCAUCCUAUUCCCAAGACUGACAGCAGCUUCUAUCAUGUGGCUGUCACUGCAAAGAUUUACGGGUUUCAGUAUUCCCCAUGUUUUUGUAUGUGAUUCUUUCUGCAACAUACUUUUCCACACUUCUUAUCAUUGUCUGGUAAUAUUAUAAGUGCUGUCACAUAGCGAAUCCUCUCAUGAAGUUACUUAUCAAUAAGCAUUUUCUCUAACACAUCUUACAACAUAAAGAGAAUGACUACCUUGAAAUUGCUUAUUUACGCACCUCUUCCAUUAACAUUACUCCUAACAACCUUUCCCAUAAUGCUAGUCCAUUUUCACACCCUUCCUUUUGCAAUAUCGUGUUACUCUCAGCUCGUGUGCUUGUUAUUUGGUUCCUCUUUGUGUUUUCUGUAU
Pomacea canaliculata is the source of this 3953-nucleotide messenger RNA. Its product is annotated as RAB6-interacting golgin-like. The transcript has 6 exons. Gene Ontology annotation, biological process: non-motile cilium assembly. The coding region runs from base 667 to 1785 and encodes 372 amino acids. The record is from RefSeq and is a predicted model, not a curated record. NCBI's taxonomy places the organism in Eukaryota, Metazoa, Mollusca, Gastropoda, Architaenioglossa, Ampullariidae.